Messenger RNA from Drosophila rhopaloa, 1920 nucleotides. RefSeq names its product xaa-Pro aminopeptidase 3. Gene Ontology annotation, cellular component: mitochondrion. The transcript is spliced from 2 exons. Bases 126 to 1754 code for a protein of 542 amino acids. NCBI's taxonomy places the organism in Eukaryota, Metazoa, Arthropoda, Insecta, Diptera, Drosophilidae. Gene Ontology annotation, molecular function: manganese ion binding; metalloaminopeptidase activity. The record is from RefSeq and is a predicted model, not a curated record.
UCUGGCAACCCUGAACAUUUCGCUUUUGUUUUUAUUCCGGAUUGUUAUUGUUUUUGUCAGUUUUUCCGGUUCUUAUGUGGGAAAUUUGUGGAUUUUGAGCGGCAAGUCAAGGAACCAGAAGCACGAUGAACGCCCUGAGGCGCCUUGACCGCCUAAUCGCACCGAAAGCCCACCGCAGCGCAGCCAUCUCCACAUGCCUUUGGCCACAACGAUGUAGGAAGCAAACCACGAGCUCAUCCGGAAGUCUCAACUCCACUGUCACGAUAAAUGCGGCCGAGGUGCGUGGCGUUGCUCAGAUUCUGCGCCAGCAGAGGGGCAACCUAGGCCAGCCCACCAGCGUCUCGCAUCCGCACCUCAUCCGGCCGGAUGAGUUGGUUCCGGGUGUGGAGCUAGCAGAGUUUAAGGAGCGGCGGGCGCAGCUGAUGCAGAAUAUUCGCGCCUAUGCGCGCAGCUUUGGAGGAGAGUUUAACGGCCACUCAAGCCCCAGCCACAUGCUGGUCCUGGGUGCCGCCUCCAAAAAAUACAUGAGCGGCAAGAUCCCCUAUGUGUUCCGGCAGAACUCGGACUUCUACUACCUCACUGGCUGCCUGGAGCCGGACGCCGUGCUCCUGCUGACCAUCGACGAGGCGCAGAACGUGCAGUCCGAGCUGUUUAUGCGACCCAAGGACCCUCAUGCGGAACUCUGGGAUGGACCGCGCACUGGGCCAGAGCUGGCAGUGCCGCUCUUCGGCGUCACAGAAGCCCAUCCGCUGGGCGAGCUGGAGACGGUGCUAGCCAAGAGGUCUGGCGCCCUUAAACCCCACAUUUGGUUUGACCAGAAGAACUCCGAUCUGCCGUCGCUGGCGGAGAACAUGCUGUGCCUGAGCGGCGUGGAGCAGCGUCCGCUACUGCCCGCCUACACUUUCCUAGAGGCCAUGCGGCUGCUCAAGUCCCGAGCCGAGAUGCAGCUAAUGCGGCGCACCUGCGACAUAGCCGCCCGCUCCUUCAACGAGGUGAUGGCAGAGUCGCGGCCAGGACAAUCGGAGCACCACCUGUUCGCGUCCAUAGACUAUAAGUGUCGCAUGCGCAACGCCAGCUACUUGGCUUAUCCGCCCGUAGUCGCCGCCGGGCAAAACGCCACGGUGAUCCAUUAUGUGAGCAACAGCCAGCUGCUGGGUCCGCAAGAUCUAGUGCUAAUGGACGCCGGCUGCGAGUACGGCGGCUACACCAGCGACAUCACGCGCACCUGGCCGGCUAGCGGACAGUUCACGGAGCCGCAGCGCACGCUCUACGAGAUGCUGCACCAGUUGCAGGCAGAGAUCAUUGCCACCGUGAUGAAGCCGGGCGGCGAGACACUCGACCAGCUGUUCGAAACCACCUGCUACAAGCUGGGCAAGUACUUGCAGGAGAUCGGGCUGGUAGCUAAGUCCGUAAGUGACUACAAGGAGCUGGCCGGGCAGGGGUACCGCUUCUGUCCGCACCACGUCUCCCACUACCUGGGUAUGGACGUGCACGACACGCCGCAUGUGCCGCGCAACACGCGCCUCGUGCCCGGCAUGGUGUUCACCGUCGAGCCGGGCAUUUAUAUUGGCCAGGACUGCGGCGAUGUGCCGCCCGAGUUCCGGGGCAUCGGCAUCCGCAUCGAAGACGAUCUGCUUAUCAACGAGCACGGCCAGGUGGAGGUCCUCACGGACGCCUGCGUGAAGGAUCCGCGCGCACUGCAGGAGCUGUGUCAGCAGCGGGGGAGUGACUCUGGCGCCUCCGCUUCGUUGUGAGGCCUUCCAGCGAGUGAGGAUCACAAAAUUCCUAGUCAUAAGUCGGUGCUUCCUUCACUACUCCGGCGUGAAUAAUUUCGCGCCAGUCUGAGUUCUAAAGUAAAGGCAGCUGGUGUAUUUAUAAGUGCAUACAUGGCGAAUACAUUUGAAAUUCGACUCCCCGCCA